Molecule: messenger RNA, 321 nt
Organism: Clunio marinus
Lineage: Eukaryota; Metazoa; Arthropoda; Insecta; Diptera; Chironomidae
Source: the annotation of a GenBank genome assembly
AUGAGAUUUUUUAAACUGUUGCUUCACUCGCUUCUUAAAUGUAAAUGCUGUUUAAAACUUUAUGGUAGAGUUGAUAGUUUCAAAUUCAAUAAGCUUAUUUAUCCUUUCAGAUUUUUGACAGUCAAAAAAUUGGAGCUUAAGAGGAGGAUUAUUGGUAAUGUUGUCGAGAUGAUUCAACUCACUCAAGUGAAGCAUUUGUUGCUUAAUCUUAUUCUCACUUUGCUCAUAUUUAUUUCAAAAUUAUACGUAUCGUCUCUUCCUUUAAUAUUUACACAUCAUCAGACUAUAAGAGUGAGCUUUUUAAGAAAUAUUUACCCAUAA